Molecule: messenger RNA, 879 nt
Organism: Colletotrichum spaethianum
Lineage: Eukaryota; Fungi; Ascomycota; Sordariomycetes; Glomerellales; Glomerellaceae
Exons: 2
Coding region: 1-879 (292 amino acids)
Molecular function (GO): protein binding
Source: RefSeq, a predicted model, not a curated record
AUGGCGACUAGAAGCAUCGAUGACAUCGAGAGGUUUCUUGUUGGACCCGAAAGAAAGGCGUUUCACGUUAACGAGAAGCUUGUGGUUUCAUGCUCAGGAGUAUUCAAGAAGAUGCUCACGAAUGGCAUGCGCGAGUCACAAGAAGCGGUCGUCGAGUUAGACGAACUCGAGCCGCGGGUCUUUACAAGCUUCAUCAAGUAUACCAUAUAUGGAAACUACGAAGUACCCAUGGCACGAAAAAGCCAUGAGUCCGCGGCGGGUGCAAAAGAUAAAGAAAUUGCGGUUGUUCCCGAGGGCGACUACGAUUCCAUCUCAGAUCACGUCUCUAAGCAGGUUACCUUGUUAAUCAGCAAUCGCAAGUCGGCCCCUUACGUCCAGUACAUGGAGUCACUCGUGCAUCAGGGAUGCACAGGCAAGCUGUAUGGCAAGCCAUCUGCGCUUCCGGCCAACGAGAAGCCAGACUUGGAAGCAAAUUUCGACCUGAUGGUAGCCAAUCGACAGUUUGGGGAGAUUUGCGCCCAUCACGUCAAGGUGUACAUCUUCGCCGACAAGUACGAUGUCCGUGAGCUCAAGCAGCUCUGCCUCCACCGACUACACUGCUCCCUAGUGCGUGCGAAGUUGAGCGACGCUGGGUACCAGCUCCUCUUCGAUGCGGCUGCAUUUGCAUUCGAAAACACACUCCCCGGCGACAAGAUCCGGAAGCUGUUCGUCCAGACGUGCGUCGCAGACUUUAGCCUGGUCCGCGUUAUGCCUGGAUACAAGGAUCUGUGCUGCCAAGCGCCGGAGGUGGUGUACGAGAUCAUGAUGGAGCUUCCUAAGUACUGGGACACCCACAGAAACGCCCUCAUUGAUGUCGCUUCAAAGUUCGCAGCUGAGUGA